GUGAACACGUGGUUCCGUGUCUGCCUUCCUGCUCGUCUGUCAGUGUGUGAGAAGGUUUGCAGCCCUUCUCUCACUCCUCUCCCUUUCAUCCUCCCAUACAGCAGACAGCAUACCUUCUCCUCUUCUUCCUCCGUCCCACCUCCACCUCAUCCUCUUUUUCCUACCGCUACACUUUCCUUCUCCUUGCGACGGGACUGCCGACAGCCAGGCCGCGGUCACUUCAACGUGUAUCAGCUCAGAGAGGGAGAAAGAGUGAGUGAGUGUGUGUAUGUGUCUGUGUGUAUAUAUGUGUCUGUGUGAAAGUGUGUGUGAGUGAGUGCGUGUGCGCGCACCCGCCGGCAAACGGUCCAUCCGCGUUAUCCCCCAGCCCCUCACCCCCUUCCCGCUAUCCUGCCUCGUUGCUCGGUCAUGACGCUGGAAGCGAUCCGCUACCGGACCGGGUCUUUGCAGAUCCUCAACCAGCUGCUGCUGCCACACCAGACCGUUUACGAUGACAUCCGCUCGGUACAGGACGCUUACGAGGCCAUCAAGUCCAUGAAGGUGCGUGGAGCUCCGGCCAUCGCCAUCGUGGGCUGCCUCAGUUUGGCUGUGGAACUGCGGGCAGGCGCCGGGGGUGAUGACCCUGUGACCUUCAUCAGGGAGUCUCUGUGUCACCUGACUUCAGCAAGGCCCACUGCUGUCAACAUGGGCCGUGCCGCCCGCGAGCUGAUGGAGUUUGCUGAGAAUGAGAGUAUGGAGAAGAACUCUGAGCAGCUCAGAGAAAGUGUAAUUGCCUGGAUCGAAGACAUGCUGGAGCGUGACGUCAAUGACAACAGGAAGAUCGGUAACUAUGGAGCCCAGCACAUCCUUUCUGGCGUCCCCAGGGACUCUGUGACCAUCCUCACACACUGCAACACCGGCUCACUGGCCACAGCUGGAUACGGGACGGCGCUGGGCGUGGUGAGAAGCCUCCACACGCUGGGCAGGCUGAAGCGUGUGUACUGCACAGAGACGAGGCCGUACAACCAAGGGUCCAGACUGACGGCGUAUGAGGCUGUUGCAGAGGGAAUCCCUGCCACGCUUAUAACAGACAGCAUGGCAGCCCUCACCAUGAGGGAAAUGGACAUCACAGCUGUGGUGGUGGGUGCAGAUAGGGUGGUUGCUAACGGUGACACAGCCAACAAGGUUGGCACAUACCAGCUGGCCAUCGCCGCUAAGCACCAUGGGAUCCCUUUCUAUGUGGCGGCACCCAGCACGUCGUGUGACUUGAGCCUGGAGAGCGGCAGGGACAUCAUCAUCGAAGUGCGCCCCCCUGAGGAACUGACUUCUAUAAACGGGGUCCCCAUCGCUGCCCCAGGUAUCGAAGUGUGGAACCCGGCAUUCGACGUGACCCCCCACCAGCUCAUUACAGGGGGCAUCAUCACAGAGCUGGGAGUCUUCCUCCCCUCUGAGCUCCAGGCGGCGCUCACCGGCCGCCUCACUGCCCUCUAGAGCCACUCGGCUCCUCCUGCUGGUCCGUGUGCACCACUGCACGUUUACGUCACACUAAAAGACACUUUCUCGUCAUCACAGAUCAUGCACAGUUGUAUUUUUAAUUGAAUUUUGUUCAGUACACAGUCACUGUUGCAUUCGGUGGUGCACACAAAAGGAAAAAAAAAAAUCUUCUGUUUCUCACUUUUUUCACAUGCACAGCUACAUGCGAUCUCACCGCAGAGAGUCGAGCAGACACGUGUGCGGUCUCCCCUUUCUUUUAAAUCCCUCUUCUGUCUUCUCCUUUCACCUCCAAAGCUUUCCAUGUCAUCUUUCAUCAUCUCUUUCCACCUCUCUCUCUUUCCAAAUGGC
Archocentrus centrarchus (flier cichlid) is the source of this 1821-nucleotide messenger RNA. It is a transcript of the gene mri1, whose product is annotated as methylthioribose-1-phosphate isomerase 1. The record is from RefSeq and is a predicted model, not a curated record. The transcript is spliced from 6 exons. Lineage: Eukaryota; Metazoa; Chordata; Actinopteri; Cichliformes; Cichlidae. Gene Ontology annotation, molecular function: S-methyl-5-thioribose-1-phosphate isomerase activity. Bases 409 to 1470 code for a protein of 353 amino acids.